Messenger RNA from Exophiala dermatitidis NIH/UT8656, 1533 nucleotides. RefSeq lists its product as uncharacterized. The coding region runs from base 1 to 1533 and encodes 510 amino acids. Gene Ontology annotation, molecular function: LPPG:FO 2-phospho-L-lactate transferase activity. The record is from RefSeq and is a predicted model, not a curated record. The transcript has a single exon. Lineage: Eukaryota; Fungi; Ascomycota; Eurotiomycetes; Chaetothyriales; Herpotrichiellaceae.
AUGCUUAACGCAAGGGGCAUCGUGGUCUUUUCCGGCGGAAGUGCUGCCAACAGCCUUGUCGACGUCUUUGAGACUGUGCGAGAAAACAAGGAUUGCCCACUGAGCUACAUCAUACCCAUCAGUGACAAUGGAGGGUCAUCUUCCGAACUCAUCAGAGUGUUCGGCGGACCUGGCAUUGGCGAUGUCCGCAGUCGGCUCGUUCGACUCAUACCCACUGAGCCACCGUCGCCCGAGAGAUCAGCAAUCUCGGCUCUCUUCAGCCAUCGCUUGUCGUCGACUUCUUCCGUCGACGCGGCCGCCGAGUGGCAGCUGAUCGUCUCAGGGACCUCUGAUCUCUGGAAAAGCAUCUCUUCAGCAAAGAGAGAGAUGAUCCGAUCAUUUUUCAAUCUCCUGAACCUCGAGAUACUGAAGCGGGCGAGGCCCUCGUCCACAUUUGAUUUCACCUCUGCCAGUGUCGGAAAUCUUUUCCUGACUGGCGCAAGACUGUUCAGCGGCAGCUUCGAGUCUGCCAUCUAUCUCCUGGGCAGCAUCUGUGCGAUACCAGAUGGCGAAGUACGCGUAAUUCCUAGUAUCAAUUCCAACUUCUCCCAUCACAUUGCGGCAGGCCUUGCCAAUGGCGAGGUGAUCAUGGGUCAGAACAACAUCUCCCAUCCUGCAGCAGCAACGGCCUUGGACAUGCCAACGGUCUUUCCUGAUCCCGUCAUGGGCCACAGGGCCCGCCUCAGUCUGGAUCAGACGGAGGAGGUGGAGGAUGCCAACGUUCCUGGGACGCUUCCCAGCCUUCGUGGAAGAAACAUAAAAUUUACUAAAGACCAAGAUGAAGAUCUGCCGGCUCGAAUCGAGCGGAUAUGGUACAUCAACCCAUACGGACAGGAAAUGCUUCCGCCUGCAAAUCCGCGGGUCAUCUCUGCCAUCAAGGAGGCACAGGCGAUUAUAUACUCCAUUGGAUCUCUCUACACCUCCACCAUUCCAUCUAUCGUUCUCAAAGGUGUCGGUGAGGCUUUGCGCUCGACGCCCGCUCGCCACAAAAUCCUCAUUCUCAAUGGAUCAAUAGAUCGUGAGACCGGCCCCAGGUCCCACCCAUUCACUGCUUUCGACUUUGUCGAAGCCAUCACCCGUGCUGGCGAACAGUCACGGGGUAACUCUUGGAGACCGAUCCUCCACACUUCACGUUCGGACGAAACUCUGCAUUCCUCGGUUGCGACGUCUCCCACGACCCGCAAAGGCGAUUUUCUGGUUCCUGGGACAAUGGCCCGACCCAACAUUCACACUCACGCCCCGGACAAGGAUUCCGUUUAUCGAAAAUAUGUGACGCACGUCAUCCAUCUUAAUGGAGAAGGGACGCCGCAGGUUGACCGCCAGCAGCUUGCUUCUCUUGGCAUCGACUGUUUGAAGCUAUAUGGCCGCAAGAGCGACAAGGGCGUCAUGCUAUAUGAUCCGCAGGCCCUUAUUGGAGCGAUUGAGGCCGUCCUCGGGAAAAAAGGCGACGCAAUGGUGCUGACCAAGAGUCGUAGAAACACUUAUGAUGGAUAG